This is a messenger RNA of Sycon ciliatum, 3224 nucleotides long. RefSeq lists its product as uncharacterized. The record is from RefSeq and is a predicted model, not a curated record. The transcript has 13 exons. Lineage: Eukaryota; Metazoa; Porifera; Calcarea; Leucosolenida; Sycettidae. Bases 190 to 2820 code for a protein of 876 amino acids.
UGAAGAGCUCUUAAGGUUAAUGAGCGAAACAGCCGUCUGGAGGAUAUGAAACAUCUACCCAAGAACGAACUUCCUCGCUAUGGAGUGGUGUUGUGAAUGUGGGCCAAGAGUGCAGUGUGGAGAGGUGGACGGUUAAGAUUGUUUUCAAAUGGCCGAGUCUGUCGCUACUUCUGACUGGCCGAUAUCGGUAUGUCAUAUUCACAAGUUCAACUAGUCUUCAUAGUUCUGCAACAGCAGCCUCGAAUGGUUUGUAAAGAAAGAGCUGCGCAGACAUUCCUCAGGUGGCCGAACCAUAACAAGCGCCGUUCCCUGCAUAUGGUGGUGGUAACCGGUGGCAACCCUUACCUACAAGCCGGCUGGAGGAUGAGGCUGCUGUUGUCAGCCGUGCUGGGGCUGUUCCUAGUGUGCGGGACAGUGAACGCAGCUGGAGACUACAACUAUACCUGUGAUGGUGUGACCAUUAUCGUGGCGACCCAAGAGAGGCUGAGUGUUCAGGCCACCCUCUUCUGUCAGAACCAUGGUCUGGAGAUGAUCACGUUCAACAACGUUCACGCCUUUAAGGAGAACGGCGAUCAUUGCCUUUCCCAGUCAAUCGUCAAGUCGCUGAGCAAGGACUCUGUCCAUACGCUUUGGGUGCGUCGCUACGGACGCUAUUUUGCCAACACCUACUUCGACUUGAAGCAGGACACGGUCUACAAGGGAAAUUACACCCAGGCAUUACCAACCGUGUGUGUCCCGCAAUCGUUGGACCGUUGCCUAACGAGCACAUGUCCGGAGGGAACAGUCUGCAGGACGCCAAAACUGGAUACUCAUGUGUGCUUGCCCACCAAGUGGCAAACGAACAUCACUCAGAGCGUGCAUGGCCGAGGCGUGCACACGGAGGUGGUGUACGAGUACAUGGACGACUCCAACCUGUACCUGGCCUCGGCCAGCGAGGUGCUGAGGGGCUGUCCCUCGGACCCGGCCUACACCAACGCCGGCCCGUUCAACAUGGCCCUGUACCUGACCUACCCGGCGGUGCGCAGCGUUGUCAAGCAGAUGCUGCUGGUUGCCGGCACCAACCGCGUCACCACGUUCGUGCGCAACCCCGACGAGCAGCACACCGAGUAUCGCACGUUCUACUUCGACAAGACCAAGGGCGCCUGGACGAACAAGGUCAACUACGACGCAAAGGUCGGCGUAGCCAUCUGCACACGCGAGCGACGCUUCGACCACAUCGACAUUUCCGGUAUCCAUUGUCAGGGGCAGAAGUAUCACGUCGGAAUCAAGGCGUGGCCCCGGUGGCGAGCAGAGGCUGACUGUGAGUCUGCCGACCUGAGGGUGAUGUCUUUCAACCAGGUGGCGCAGAUGAAGAACGACUCCUGCUUCCAGGAAAAGGUCCUUGCCGUCUUCAAGACUGACGGCCGCUACAAGAUCUGGGUGACGGACUACAACAUACUGGAUCAGAAGUUUGCCUACUCAUUAGACAUCAACACCGGCCUGGAUUCGAUCACCUUGCAGGGUGAAGAUGCCCACAAUGUCUACAUCUGCACAUCCAACUGGGAGGACAAAUGUGCGGCAGGCAAGGAGCUGUGCGGCAGUGGAGAGAUAUGUCGCAUUGAUGCCACUGGCGUCGCCCGUUGUCAUGUGACCAGCGUUCAGGAGGAAGGCGUAGUUAUGAAAAACGGCAAGAAGCGCACAGAGAUCGUCUGGUUCCACGCGUUCCACGGCUGGAUGUACCACGACACCCCGAAAGCCACCCUGGCAGCCUGCGAUCGCCAACCUUCCCCGUUACUCGGGGUCUACGGAGUCUUCAACUCCGUCCUGUAUCAUCACAAUCCGAGAUUCAUGAUGGCCUUUGGCAAGCUCCUGCACAUGACCGGAGUGAGCCAGGUCAGUAUAUUAACCCACGGUCACCAAGGCAAGUCGUACGACACUUUCACUUACAGCCGCAAGACCGGCAAUUGGACCUUCUCGGGCUCAGACGCCACCACUGGUCUUGUCAUAUGCUCAACUCAAGUGCUCAGGGAGUUUAUUCCCGAUUCGAGCCACACCUGCGGCGGAGAGGAUUUCUUCGUGUCAGCCGACCACUAUGGCUUCUAUUCGGCCCACAACCUGUGCAAAAAGCACGGCAAGGACAUGCUCACCUUCAACUCCAUGCGUGUUUUGAACAAGGACAAUAGUUGCUUCCGCAACACUAUUCUGAAAACUCUGCGCAAUAAAGGACACGACGACUUUUGGAUCUCGCAGGUCGGCAUCUACGACAACCACGAGGCGUACAACCCACAGACGGACACAGUGCAGUACGAUGGGGAGGGAGGACAUGCGGUUAUUUGCAGCAGGCCCCAGUUGGAUUCGUGUUGGGCUCAUGGGCGCACCCAGCCUUGUGGUAAUGAGAAGCUGUGUCGUUCAAUCAGCCUCACUGGUCAUGUCUGCCACGAUACGCGUGUCGGUGUGCAGAUAACGAAGGAGGAGGGUGGACAAACGAGAAACUACACAGUCCACUAUGAACUGGGGUCUGGGACCAUACUCUACGAGGACCCGGCUCAGGCGAAACAAUCGUGCGGCUUUCCGACGCGAUUCGCCUACUCGUUCCCCUUUCGGAUGGAGGAGUACACCGCGUUCAGUACAGUCAACGCCGCGGUGAACACCCUCUUCGGGGCGAUCGACGUAGGCGUUACCUUGUUUGUCACCAGCGUAGUUCCCACGCCUCCCUUGAACGGCGAGUUCCGUACAUUCAGGUACACGCCACGACUGACGACCAACUGGCUCGCCAAGCCCGCUCCAGACAAAGGCGUGGUAAUCUGCAGCACGAUUUAUCCUCAUAGACGAGGUACCUGAUUCUUGCUCCACUAUUGCUUCCAUCUCACCCCAUGGUUAUUUAAAACCAUACAUCUCUGUCGUUUUGCCCUGUACUCGUUUUCACAAGAGAUCAUCUUAGUCAACAAUAACGUUUCAUUUGCGUGUGCCAACGACAAUUGUUCGAGCACGGAAAACAGCCGCACACCCCAGGCUUCGUUUGCGCCGCCAUACAAUGUAUGUCUGCUUUUAGACCCUCUUUGCCAUAUGAAGUUCAUAAACAUGCUUGUGCACGUUCCUCCUCAUUUGGCUAGUUUUUCCUUAUUUUUCUCGUUGCCCUUUGGCCCUCCUUGAUAACGUGUGUCUGUUUCUCAUCCCCUCUUUCAUACUCACACUACAGCCGAGUCUCAACCAUGCAAAUAUACAGACGUGUGCCGCUAACGCUA